AUGUCUGCCGCUGUCGCCGCGGCGGUCACCACAAACCUCCCAACUAAUUCCAACGCGCAUAAUUCGCCAAUGGAUACGAAAAGGCCUAGCAUCAAAAUGGACAACGCUCAAGACACCAAAGAUCAGAAGCCCAAGGGCGACACAUCAUUAGCACCGCCUCCUCGCCCAAACCCGACUGGCGAAACUGACACCCCCGACUACUUCAACUCCGUUCACAACCCUUUCUCGUUAGAGCCGAACCCAUUUGAGCAAUCGUUUGGCGGCUCUGGCGAGACACCGGGGAAGUCAAUCCUUCCUCCUGUCGCAUCGAUCACAUCUCCCGCCUUACCGGGUGCCAGUUCCGCGGGAGGCGCAUACAACUGGUCCAACUCGUUGCGCUCAGGGCCUCUGAGCCCUGCCAUGCUCGCGGGCCCUGCCGGCGGCAGUGACUACUUUGAUGGUAUCGGCAGGGGCUUUCCGACCCCCAACGAGUCAUCACUACGCACCGGACUGACUCCCGGCGGGGGAGGAUCCAUGUUUCCAGCACCGAGUCCAAACUCAACAGCCUUGCUUCAGCAGCUGCAAAGCGGAGGUGCAACCCCCUCCACCAUUGAAUUUCAUCGUACCGCGAUGAACGUAGCGAAGAAGAACGGUGGUGCGCCUACAUCGAAUCCAAUCGCCGAAGCAGACCAAAUACCCCAGAGUGUAACAACAACAAUGGAAAUCAAAACAACGCAGCCUGCAACAGUCGAUCCCUUUGGCCACCAUGACGCCGCAGACGCUGCUAAUGGGCUAUUCAUGCUCGCCAAGGGCGGUCAGCCAAACCCAAACCAGUUUGCCGCAGUCCAAAACCAAUCCGCUAUUCCUCCUCAAAACCUCCAGACUAAUGAAUUAUUACGCGAUGCAAAUGCCACCAGACGCCAGUCUAUUAAUGUUAACGGUGUACCGACGGCGAGGGAAGGAAGCGGCGAUGUCUCGGAUGUGCAAAGUGAACAAACUAAACCCGCUGCCCGGGGUAGAGGCAAGAGAAACGCUUCCGCAAAGGCCACAAACACAGCAGGAAACAGACGCAAGAUGGAAGAUUCUGCACAAACGACGAACAAGCGUGCGAAACUCAACAACGGUGGCUCUGUCAGCACGGAAUCUCCUUCCGAGGGCGAGUCAGAUGAAGACCAACAGCCGACACAGAAGAAGAAGCAAGGUGACUCGAAGAAGAUGACCGACGAGGAGAAGCGAAAGAACUUUCUCGAGAGGAAUAGGGUUGCCGCGCUCAAGUGCCGACAACGAAAGAAGCAAUGGCUCGCCAACCUGCAGGCCAAAGUCGAAUUGUUUACCUCAGAGAAUGACGCACUAACCACGACUGUUACUCAAUUGCGGGAAGAAAUUGUAAAUUUGAAGACACUUUUACUUGCUCACAAAGAUUGUCCGGUUUCACAGGCGCAAGGGCUUAUCUGGAAUGCGCCGUACACUUGA
This is a messenger RNA of Aspergillus calidoustus, 1452 nucleotides long. NCBI's taxonomy places the organism in Eukaryota, Fungi, Ascomycota, Eurotiomycetes, Eurotiales, Aspergillaceae. The record is from the annotation of a GenBank genome assembly.